Molecule: messenger RNA, 690 nt
Organism: Penicillium expansum
Lineage: Eukaryota; Fungi; Ascomycota; Eurotiomycetes; Eurotiales; Aspergillaceae
Product: GPI anchored serine-rich protein
Exons: 1
Coding region: 1-690 (229 amino acids)
Source: RefSeq, a predicted model, not a curated record
AUGCGUUUCACCACUGCCACCAUCGCCUUCUUCGCCGGCCUUGCCAUUGCCGCUCCCGGUGCCGACCAGACCGUCUACGAGACCGAUGAGGUGACCAUCACCUCUUGCGCUCCCACUGUCACCGACUGCCCCGCCAGAAAGGGCGGUGCCGGUGUUGAGCCCACUGGCAGCACCACCCCCUCCAGCGCCCCCGCCGCUGUCACCACCCCCGCCGGUGAGACCUCCGAGUCCUCCUCCGAGACCGCCGCCGUGUCCACUGAGACCACCACCUGGUCUUCCGAGACCCCUGCCUGGUCCUCCGUCCCCACCUGGGCUCCCUCCAGCGCCCCCAGUGCUCCCGCCCCCAGCGCUCCCGCUGCCAGUGCCCCCAGCGCUCCCGCCCCCAGCGCUCCCGCUGCCAGUGCUCCCAGCGCUCCCGCCCCCGUGGUCUCCUCCACCGUGAUUGCCAUCACCACCUGUGUGCCCACCGUCAUCUACUCCACCGUGCCCGUUACCGCCAGCACCCCCGCUGGUAGCAACGUCCCCCACGGCCCCACCGGUGGUGUCCCCCACGUUCCCUCCAGCAGCAAGGUUGCCACUGGCACCGCCGCUGUUUCCCCCACCUCUUCCCCUGUCUUCAACGGUGCUGCUACCCUCAGCGGCUCCCUCGGCUUCGCCGGUGUUGCCGCCAUUGCCGCCUUCUUCCUGUAA